AGGGCGGUUAUGGGUAGUCCCAUCUCCAGUGUGUGGAGUCAGCAAGGCCUGGGGCACCAUUGGCCCCCACCCCCAGGAAACAGGCUGGCAGCUUACUCCUGCUGCCCACAGGAGCCAGGCCUCCUCUCCUGGGAAGGCUGAGCACACACCUGGAAGGGCAGGCUGCCCUUCUGGUUCUGUAAAUGCUUGCUGGGAAGUUCUUCCUUGAGUUUAACUUUAACCCCUCCAGUUGCCUUAUCGACCAUCCCAAGCCAGUAUUGGUAGCCCUGGAGGGCCAGGGCCAGGUUGUGAAGGUUUUUGUUUUGCCUAUUAUGCCCUGACCACUUACCUUCAUGCCAAGCACUGUUUAAGAACUUGUGUUGGCUGGGUGCAGUGGCUUACACCUGUAAUCCCUGUACUUUGGGAGGCCAAGGCGGGAGGAUCACUUGAGGCCAGGAGUUCCAGACCAGCCUGGGCAAAAUAGUGAGACCCCUGUCUCUACAAAAAAAAAAAAAAAAAAAAAAUUAGCCAGGCAUGGUUGUUAUGUACCUGUAGUCCCAACUAAUCGGGAAGCUGGCGGGAAGAUUGCUUGAGCCCAGAAGGUUGAGGCUGCAGUGAGCCAUGAUCACUGCACUCCAGCCUGAGCAACAGAGCAAGACCAUCUCCAAAAAAAAAAAAAACAACUUGUGUUAACGUGUUAAACUCAUUUAAUCUUUACAGUGAUUUAUGAGGUGGGUACUAUUAUUAUCCCUAUCUUGAUGAUAGGGACAGAGUGGCUAAUUAGCAUGCCUGAGAUCACACAGCUACUGCAGGAGGCUCUCAGGAUUUGAAUCCACCUGGUCCAUCUGGCUCCAGCAUCUAUAUGCUUUUUUUUGUUGGUUUGUUUUUGAGACGGAUUUUCGCUCUUGUUGUCCAGGCUGGAAUGCAAUGGCACAAUUUCGGCUCACUGCAACCUCCGCCUCCCAGGUUCAAGUGAUUCUCCUGCCUCAGCCUCCCGAGUAGCUGGGAUUACAGGCAUGCGCCACCAGGCCCAGCUAAUUUUGUAUUUUUAGUAGAGGCAGUGUUUAUGUUAGUCAGGCUGGUCUCGAACUCCCGACCUCAGGUGAUCCGCCUGCCUUGGCCUCCCAAAGUGCUGGGAUUACAAGCGUGAGCCACCAUGCCCAGCCAGCAUCUAUAAUAUAUGCUAAACCUUACCCACAGCUGCCUCUGUCUUGGGGUCAGGGUUCUUGAAUGGUCUGGGCCAGCCUGAGUUAGGAGUGGGAAGAGGAAGAGGAGGCACACGCCCAAGUGUUCUUCCCGCCUGACCGAGUCCUCUGCGCCUGUGAGGAAGGUGGGCACUGCUGUCACCCUGUUUCCCCGGAAGCCAGCAGGCCCAGGGAGAUACUGGGAUUUGCCAAAGGCUCACAUCGAGUGAGCAGCAGUGGGCGCUGGCCUCUCAACACCCAGCCUGGCACACACUGUCUCUGAGCAGACCUGGGAGAAGGCAUGUGAAACCCACCCAGCCCUGGCUGGAAGAGAAGUAGGGGAGUGGAAAUGAAAAGUGGGGAGUGGAAAUGAAAAGUGGGGACUGGGAGGAGCUGCCCACGUGCCCUCCAUGGUUCCAGGAUGGCGCUUUCAUGCUGGGAGUGAGCUUGCCCUGUGCCAGGCUGUCACUGAGGCGUUUUCCAUUCAACAACUGUUUCUCAGACAAGGCGCAGGCAGGUUAGCUCUCCCAGGCCACUCAAGUAGUAAGGAAACAGAUUUAAACCCAGACAGUUUGGCUCCAUGGCUAAGGCCCAGAGAGGGAUGAUGACAAGCCCAGGGUCACACAGCCACAGCCCCAGAGCUAGGAACUGCUGGCUAGGGCAAGCAGACAGCUGACUCCUAGCCAACUGGAGGUGGAGCAGAGGUGGAGCCAGGGAGACCCAGGUGGCCUCUCUCAGAGUGGAGCACAGGCAGCAGAGUGGCCCAGGGCAGCAUGAAGUGGUGCUGGGGCCCGGUGCUGCUCAUCGCGGGUGCCACGGUCCUCAUGGAGGGUCUUCAAGCCGCUCAGCGUGCCUGUGGACAGCGUGGCCCCGGCCCCCCCAAGCCUCAGGAGGGCAACACAGUCCCCGGCGAGUGGCCCUGGCAGGCCAGUGUGAGGAGGCAGGGAGCCCACAUCUGCAGCGGCUCCCUGGUGGCGGACACCUGGGUCCUCACUGCUGCCCACUGCUUUGAAAAGGCAGCAGCAACAGAACUGAACUCCUGGUCAGUGGUCCUGGGUUCUCUGCAGCGUGAGGGAUUCAGCCCUGGGGCCGAAGAGGUGGGGGUGGCUGCCCUGCAGUUGCCCAGGGCCUAUAACCACUACAGCCAGGGCUCAGAUCUGGCCCUGCUGCAGCUCGCGCACCCCACGACCCACACACCCCUCUGCCUGCCCCAGCCUGCCCAUCGCUUCCCCUUUGGAGCCUCCUGCUGGGCCACUGGCUGGGAUCAGGACACCAGUGAUGAUCCCAGACUCCAGCCCCAGCCCCGUCUCUUUCACCAGCUGCUGGGACCCUACGCAAUCUGCGCCUGCGUCUCAUCAGUCGCCCCACAUGUAACUGUAUCUACAACCAGCUGCACCAGCGACACCUGUCCAACCCAGCCCGGCCUGGGAUGCUAUGUGGGGGCCCCCAGCCUGGGGUGCAGGGGCCCUGUCAGGUUUGAUAGGGAGAAGAGAAGGAGCAGAAGGGGGAGGGGUCUAGCCCUGGGCUGGGGGUUGGACUCACAGGACUGGGGGAAAGAGCUGCCAUCAGAGGGUGUCUGCCAUAGCUGGGCUCAGGCAUCUGUCCUUGGCUUUGUUGCCUGGCUCCAGGGAGAUUCCGGGGGCCCUGUGCUGUGCCUCGAGCCUGAUGGACACUGGGUUCAGGCUGGCAUCAUCAGCUUUGCAUCAAGCUGUGCCCAGGAGGACGCUCCCGUGCUGCUGACCAACACAGCUGCUCACAGUUCCUGGCUGCAGGCUCGAGUUCAGGGGGCGGCUUUCCUGGCCCAGAGCCUAGAGACCCCGGAGAUGAGUGAUGAGGACAGCUGUGUAGCCUGUGGAUCCUUGAGGACAGCAGGUCCCCAGGCAGGAGCACCCUCCCCAUGGCCCUGGGAUGCCAGGCUGAUGCACCAGGGGCAGCUGGCCUGUGGCGGAGCCCUGGUGUCAGAGGAGGCGGUGCUAACUGCUGCCCACUGCUUCAUUGGGCGCCAGGCCCCAGAGGAGUGGAGCGUAGGGCUGGGGACCAGACCGGAGGAGUGGGGCCUGAAGCAGCUCAUCCUGCACGGAGCCUACACCCACCCUGAGGGGGGCUACGACGUGGCCCUCCUGCUGCUGGCCCAGCCUGUGACACUGGGAGCCAGCCUGCGGCCCCUCUGCCUGCCCUAUGCUGACCACCACUUGCCUGAUGCGGAGCGUGGCUGGGUCCUGGGACGGGCCCGCCCAGGAGCAGGCAUCAGCUCCCUCCAGACAGUGCCCGUGACCCUCCUGGGGCCUAAGGCCUGCAGCCGGCUGCAUGCAGCUCCUGGGGGUGACGGCAGCCCUAUUCUGCCGGGGAUGGUGUGUACCAGUGCUGUGGGUGAGCUGCCCAGCUGUGAGGGCCUGUCUGGGGCACCACUGGUGCAUGAGGUGAGGGGCACAUGGUUCCUGGCCGGGCUGCACAGCUUCGGAGAUGCUUGCCAAGGCCCCGCCAGGCCGGCGGUCUUCACCGCGCUCCCUGCCUACGAGGACUGGGUCAGCAGUUUGGACUGGCAGGUCUACUUCGCCGAGGAACCAGAGCCCGAGGCUGAGCCUGGAAGCUGCCUGGCCAACAUGAGUAUGUGGCCCUGGGGCCUCCUGCCAAACCCUGCCUCUCCAGGACCCUUCUCUCUCCAGUGAGAACGUGCCGUUCUAACCCACUCCAGUUGCCCUGGGUAGAGUGGAGCAACAGGCAGACCCAUUUGAUUCAGAUUCUGGUUCUUUGUCAUCGUGUGACUUGGAGCAGGCUGCUCAACCGCUUUGAGCCUCAGUAUUCUCAUCUGUCAUGGCGGCCAAGACAGACCCUGUUCCUUCGAGGAAUGGGGAGGGAGGGAGGGACCAAAGCCGUGAGGAUGAGGACAACUCCACCCUCCUUCCUUCCCCACAGGCCAACCAGCCAGCUGCUGACAGGGGACCUGGCCAUUCUCAGGACAAGAGAAUGCAGGCAGGCAAAUAGCAUUACUGCCCCUGUCCUCCCCAGCCUGUCAUGUGUGAUUCCAGGCACCAGGGCAGGCCCAGAAGCCCAGCAGCUGUGGGAAGGAACCUGCCUGGGGCCACAGGUGCCCACUCCCCACCCUGCAGGACAGGGGUGUCUGUGGACACUCCCACACCCAACUCUGCUCCGAAGCAGGCGUCCCAGCUUUCCUCCACCUUUACCCUUUCAGAUACAAUCACGCCAGCCACGUGUUUUGAAAAUUUCUUUUUUUGGGGGGCAGCAGUUUUCCUUUUUUUAAACUUAAAUAAAUUGUUACAAAAUAGACUUUAGAAAAUAA
This is a messenger RNA of Pongo pygmaeus (Bornean orangutan), 4464 nucleotides long. It is a transcript of the gene PRSS53, whose product is annotated as serine protease 53. Gene Ontology annotation, molecular function: serine-type endopeptidase activity. Lineage: Eukaryota; Metazoa; Chordata; Mammalia; Primates; Hominidae. The transcript has 9 exons. The record is from RefSeq and is a predicted model, not a curated record. Bases 1937 to 3832 code for a protein of 631 amino acids. Gene Ontology annotation, biological process: proteolysis.